AUGGAGGAUGUUGUUCGCACUCUACCCGAGGCGUCGGUACAGGAGACCAGCUUUGAGGAUGACGCACUGACGGACAAUGACGACGCUGCACGACGUCAACAACCCCCUCAACAAGAGACACAGGCAGAAGAGGCCGCUCCCAGCCCGGCUGCAAACAGCCCACGGCUACCGUACGGGUCUGUGUCGAGGCAGAAUAGCCAGGAACCCAGCCACAAUGGGUCCUCAAAGCUCACCACAUCCUCCGGGUCCGCUGCUCGAGCCCUCGCGCCCGACCUCCUGCGGGGCCUGAUGAUGGUGCUCAUGGCCCUGGAUCACAACACCCUCGCCUUGAGCCCCUGGGAGCACGAGACCGCCAUCAACGGUGAGGUUGACAGCGGGGAGCCGGUGCGCCGCUGGAACCGGCCAGUCGCCUACAUCAUCCGCUCGCUCACCCACCUCUGCGCAUCAGGCUUCACCUUCCUGCUCGGCAUGGGCGUCGUCUACUUUGGGAGGUCCCGUAGGGCCCUGGGCUGGUCCGCAGGCAGGAUGGUCCAGCACUUCUUCGCCCGGGCCCUGGUGCUCACCUUCAUUUGUGUCCCAAUAGGGCUCGUGUUCACCCUGGGCAAGUUCUGGUUCAUGAACGGCGUGCUGUUCGCCCUGGCGGUGGACUACCUCCUGGCCGGGCUGCUGUGGCUUCUCAUCUCGAGGACCGAGGAGGCCUUAGCAUUUGGCCUGCUGAAGGUCCUGCCGGAUGCGAAGAAGGAUGACGCCAGCGAGCCUUUGCUUGCCGACCGCAGGGGUGAGGAGGACAUUGCCCCCGACAGGAAGAUCAUGCGUGCCUCCGAUGUUUCGUGGCAUUUCCACAAUGCCAUGCUGCUGGUCCUCGCGGUGGUCACGACCUGGUGGAAUCUGUGGCUGUCUCCCACUGGGGCUCACUGCAAAUCACCAGAGGGCACGCAUGAUCUCGCAGCUGCGAUGAGCCCGCCGCAAAGCAACUGGUUCCGUGUAUGGUUCCACCCUUUCAUCGCAGGUGGUUUCGUCUCCGGCUAUCCACCGCUGGCCUGGGUGUCCUUCGCAAUCCUGGGCCUUCUCUACGGCCGCGUCGUCCUCGCUAGGCCAUGGACCAAGACAGUCCUCACAGUCGGCAAUAUCAUGGGGGCCUUGGCAUUCUUGCUUGUCUUCACCCUGACACGCGUGCUGCAAUUUGGUAACCUCUCCAAAGACUGCCUCCACAUGCCAGAGCAUGAGGCCAAUCCAGACGCCAACCCUUACCUCGUCUCUUGGCAGUCAUUCUUCUACCUCGUCAAGUACCCCCCUGACGUGGCAUUCUGGUCGUACGGCAUCGGCUUCAGCCUCUUGCUGCUUGCUUUCCUCGGGGCCCUCCCGGCAGUCGUGGCCUCGACGGUAUUGAACCCCCUGCUUGUCUACGGGACCUCGGCUCUGUUCUUCUACAUCACGCACCAGGUCCUGCUCCUCGCCACCGGGCUCAUCUGGCUUCCCAGGUUCGGGCACGACAAGGGGUGGACCAAUCCCCCGAUCGGUGACAAGGUUGUGGGGAUUGACAGCCUCUGGGUAUACUGGCUUAACUGGGUGCUCGUACUCGCGGUGCUUUACCCCUUGUGUAGAUUGUAUGGGGCGUUCAAGAAGACAAAAGGGCCUGAUUCACUCUGGAGGUUUUUCUAA
Messenger RNA from Diaporthe citri, 1662 nucleotides. RefSeq lists its product as uncharacterized. Bases 1 to 1662 code for a protein of 553 amino acids. NCBI's taxonomy places the organism in Eukaryota, Fungi, Ascomycota, Sordariomycetes, Diaporthales, Diaporthaceae. The record is from RefSeq and is a predicted model, not a curated record. The transcript has a single exon.